CAUAGCUUGAUCAAAAAAACCCGUCUCGUUUAUAAACUUGACUAGUUGACAGGAGAAUUGCGACUCAUCGUCUGAUCAGUGUGUGCGAAAUUCGCCAGUGUUAUCCGCAAUACAGUGUUUGCCAUAAAAAGAGGGGCUAUCAGAUACAGGAAGUAUAAUUAUCAAUUAAUUUGCUGGUAGUGCUGCUAUUGUCAUCGUGAUUUGGUGUUUUACAAACUGGGUCAAGCCCGUGAAAUAUGAAAAGACUGGUAUAUUCCCUUCUGAUAUUCAAACUAUGGAAUUCUAGUGUGUAUUCAACUUUUCUCAAAAAUCUGGAUUUGAAGGUGCUUUAUCAGUGGUCGCAACUCGAAUUUGAUUAUCUCUCUGAAUAUGAAAGGAAGACAGAUAUAGACACUGGUAAUUUCAUACCUGGCCAAAUAGCACCAAUCGAUACAGAUGUCCAUUAUCCAAAUGACAAUAGCGCCACCAGGGUCUUCAUCACCAUUCCAAGGUUUCAAGCAGGUGUACCCGCUAGUUUGGGCACAGUUUCGAAUGAAAACAGGAAUGGCAAUCCAAUAAUCACACCAUAUCCUUCGUGGGAAUGGCACACAAAUCCUAAACGAUGCAAGGCUAACAGAUUGAUUUCUGUUUUUAGAGUAAUGAUAGACGAUUGUGAACGACUCUGGGUGCUGGAUGCUGGAAGACUUUUGGAUGAAAUAAUAUGCCCACCUCAAAUAUUGGCAUUUGAUUUGAAAACUAAUAAACUUUUACACCGAUAUGAAAUCCCUACGAGUCAAAUAGAAUCCCGCUCUUUUUUAGUCACACCAGUUGUGGAGAUAAGAGACACGAGAGAUCACUGUCAAAACACGUUCGUCUACUUGGCAGAUUGUCAAACAUAUUCCAUAAUAGUGUAUGACCUUCAACGACAGACUUCUUGGAGAGUGACUGAUAAGACCAUGUACCCGAAUCCUGAUUGUGGUACAUACAGCAUUCAAGGUGACAGUUUUGAUUUGAUGGAUGGUGUGCUGGGAAUGAGUUUAUCACCUGCUUCACUAGGAGGCGAUAGGAAACUGUUCUAUCAUGCGAUGUCCAGCUCAACUGAAAACUGGGUGUACACUUCGUAUCUUAGAAACCAAACCCGUUUCAGCGAGAAUCCGGAAUCAUCUCCAGAAAUAUUUAAUACAUACCCUAAAAGAAGAGGUACUCAAAGUGCAGCUGAAGUGAUCAACAAAGAUGGAAUUAUGUUCUUCGGUUUGAUGAGCGAUGUGAAAAUCGCCUGCUUCAAUAUCAGAGGAGAAUAUGGCGAUAGCAGAAGUACGGAUAUCGUCGCUGAUAAUCCAGUAACAUUACAGUUUGCUACCGGAAUGAAGAUUAUUAAAAACAGGAGAGGAAUCGAAGAAUUGUUCGUCUUGACGUCUCGUUUUCAGAAAGUGGCAACGGGACUGAAUGCGGCCGAAAUAAAUUUCCGAAUAUUAGCAAUCGACGUUGAAUCGCUGAUAUCGGGGAAAAAUUGCAAAGUGGCAGGUGAACCUAAUACCAUAAUUUCCUAUCCCAAUAAUAAAAAUUUAGGAAGAUAUAACUUACCUUCACAGGUAAACACUUGAAGGCGAAAACGAUUUUUUCAAUUUGUGUGUUGUCUAUUAAAAAUAAAUUAUUUGAUCAC
Molecule: messenger RNA, 1642 nt
Organism: Leptinotarsa decemlineata (Colorado potato beetle)
Lineage: Eukaryota; Metazoa; Arthropoda; Insecta; Coleoptera; Chrysomelidae
Product: major royal jelly protein 9
Cellular component (GO): extracellular region
Source: RefSeq, a predicted model, not a curated record